This is a messenger RNA of Cyphomyrmex costatus, 1986 nucleotides long. RefSeq lists its product as uncharacterized. The record is from RefSeq and is a predicted model, not a curated record. The coding region runs from base 1 to 1986 and encodes 661 amino acids. NCBI's taxonomy places the organism in Eukaryota, Metazoa, Arthropoda, Insecta, Hymenoptera, Formicidae. The transcript has 2 exons.
AUGGAUAACAUAUCCAUUCCCUCGAACAAUUACACAAUUGAAGAAAAUAUCUGUGAACGUCAUUUUUUGGACAACACGUCCCAAGACUCUCAAGGCAGAUAUAUAGUCAAGCUCCCGGUCAAGGAGCAGAUGCUAGAGAAAAUCGGUGAUUCUCGUGAAACAGCUCUCAAACGUUUACGGGAGAUUGAAAAGCGGUUCAAGCGCAACCCCGCACUCAAAAUUCGAUACACGAAAUUUAUCAAAGAAUAUAAAUCGUUGGGGCACAUACGACGGUUAGAACCACCCAUUGCAGAAGAGCCGACAUCGUUUUAUCUCCCUCAUCAUUGUGUAUUCAAAGCAGUCGGACAAACGUCCAAGAUCCGAGUCGUUUUCGAUGCUUCUUGUCGUAGCAGUUCCGGCGUGUCCUUGAAUGACGCACUUCUAGUGGGCCCAAACGUUCAGCGGGACUUAGUUUCGAUUUUACUACGAUUCCGUUUCUUUUCUUGUGUCAUCACAGCCGACAUUACAAAGAUGUAUCGGCAAAUUUCAAUGCAUCCCUCUCAAACGCGCUUACAGAGAAUUCUUUGGCGCAACGACUCUUCUAUGAACGUCAAUACCUAUGAGCUCACUACCAUCACCUACGGCACAGCUUCCGCGUCAUUUCUAGCCACUAGGUGCCUUAAGCACUUGGCAGAUCAGUACACUCAUCAACUUCCGCGUGGUUCAGCAUGCGUCCUCCGCGAUUUUUAUGUCGAUGACAUGCUCACUGGAGCAGACUCCAUUGACGAAUUAAAGCUAAUCCGCGACGAAACCAUUCAACUAUUAAGAGCAGGGAUGUUCGAGUUAAGCAAAUGGGCUUCCAAUUGCCCGGAGUUACUGGAAACAGAUAAACGCGGCCGUGAGCCAGUCGCCAUCUGGAGACACGAUAACAUUACAGACUCUUGUAUUCUCGGCAUGCAGUGGAAUCAUUGUCAAGACACGUUCCAAUUCUCUUGCGAACCUGACUCUGAAAUCGGCAUUGUAUCAAAACGGCUCAUGCUUUCUAAAGUCUCAAAAUACUUCGACCCACUCGGCCUGCUAGGACCAGUCAUUGUGGUCGCAAAACUCAUUUUGCAAGAUCUGUGGCAAUUAGAUAUUCAAUGGGACGAAUCCGUCCCUCAGGAGAUUCACACGCGUUGGGUCACUUUCAAGACCCAAAUGAAGGCGUUGAAUCAAUUAACAAUUUCUCGAUGCGUUAAAUCCAAUAUCCAUCCGCUAGUUUUGGAGAUACACAGAUUUUGUGACGCCAGCCAGCGUGCAUUCGGAACUUGCAUAUAUCUUCGCACCAAGCUCGGACACAACGAAUAUCGCUCUACCUUGCUAUGCUCAAGGUCUCGCGUCGCCCCAUUCAAGGCUAUCUCGCUCCCGCGACUAGAAUUAUCAGCUGCCUUGUUGUUAGCGCAGUUAAUCGACAAGGUCAAAAACUCACUGGAGUUUUCGCAAUGGCCUAUUUAUCUUUGGUUGGAUUCGACCAUAGCAUUAAAUUGGAUAUCUUCUCCGUCUCGGCAGUGGUCAACCUUUGUGGGGAAUCGAGUAGGUGAGAUUCAGCGUCUGACAGAGAUCGAGCAUUGGCGCCACAUUGCAUCUCCCAACAACCCUGCUGACAUAUUAUCACGAGGACUAAAUCCCUUUGAUUUAGUCAAUACUGAGAAGUGGUGGAGCGGCCUCGAAUUUUUAAAAUGGGAUGAAGAGCACUGGUCGCCCAGCGUUUUCGUGCGUUUAGAAAGCGAUCUUCCCGAACGAAAGGAGGUCCGAGUUGCCGUCUCCAUCUCCCAUCCAUGUAUUGUCAGGGACUUACUAAAUAAGUAUUCAAAUUUAAGUAAAAUAUGCCGCAUCAUAGCGUACUGCCUGAGAUUUUCCAAGCUGCACCGCGCCUACGCAGUGUCUGACUUCGUGUCUCACGACGAAAUUUCGAUCGCUUUGAAUUAUAUUUGUAGAUCAAUACAGCGUCAAACGUUUCACAGCUAA